CCGGGUGAGUCAUCUACAACUGAUUUAGUCCAAUAUAAUUUCUUGCACAAAGUAUAUUAUACUCUCUCCGUCCGUAGUAAUUGUUGUAUAGUCUCAAUCCAUCAACUUUAAGUAUUUGGUUUUAAUAUAUAAAACAUGAUUUUGCUAACAUGCACUUUGUGUUUAUUGCACCCCUCUCUCCCUCAUUCCAAAUGACACUAUCAUAUGAAAUCCAAGCAUGAUAUAUUACUCAUUUAACACAACUGUAUCAAAAUUUCCGAGUACUCCAGGCUAGUUAAUGUGAUGGCUGAUGAGUGACAAAGUAUCUGAACACUAAAAACAGUAAAGUGUGACAAUUAUUACUGGAUGAAGGGGGGAAAUCCAAACUUCUUCUCAGACAAUCUGAACUUGGGUCUUGAAUAAUGUAGAGGAUGAAGGGGAAGCUAAAUUAUGAAAAGUUUUGAUACCAAAGUUUGUAUAAUAGCAGAUGAUAUGAUAGUGAAGUUUUUUCAUGUCAGUAAUUGUCCAACCUAGGUUUAGUUUUCUAUUUUCAUUUUCUCAAUGAUAAUAUGAUAUGGGUUCAAAUAGUCCAAGAGCAAAGCCACCAGAAAGAUUACUGUAUGGUAACUCUCAACUGAAAAAUGAAGUGUCAUGACACAAGGAAAGGCAUUCACGUAAAGAGGUAAUUCGGAUACUCAAUAUCCAGCCUUUGAUUGACGUUAUUUUUCGGAUACUCAAUAUCCAGCCUUUGAUUGACGUUAUUUUGCUCCUACUUACAGAAAAAGGUUGUAUACAUCAUACUUGAGUCAUUUUUUUCACCUUAAAAGGUUCUUGUUUAAGGAAAACUAAAAUUGCAGAUUAUGAUUAAUUAAGUUAGAUAAAAUAACAUUAAGUUCAGUCAUGGAUCAGUUCGAAACAAAAACUAAUACAUACAUAAUGCACUUCCAUGUAUAAGAAAGAUGAGUUAAGAUGGAACCUUACCAUCUUUCUACACAUGAUCUGUCUCUGCUCUAGAUUCUCCUUGAAUUAUGUUAAGGAUAAAUUGAAAUACACUUCAUAAUUGAGUAUGUUUGUAUAUUCUACUUUUAGCAUACGGCGAGGACGAUCAUAGCAGGUAAGAAGGGAAUCAAUUAUACCAAACCAAAAUAAUGCAGAUGAGGACAAGCUUGAAAGUUGAAAGUGAUAACUCUCUUAAAGGCUAAAACAUCCCACAAGUUUUGUUGGAUUCAUUGGUGGUAGUCCAUUAGUAGUCUGAUUCCAUCAUUGAGUUUACUAAUCAUAAUCAUAAGACCAUUAAAAUGUGACAACAGCAAGUUAGUAAUAAAGUAUGCAAAAUUUUCUAAUGCAGAAAGUGUGUAUAAUGCAUUUAUUAUGAAUGAUGGCCUAAAUUUUGUGUCCUUUAUUAUCAGUAUGAUUGCCUCAGCCUUGUGGGGCUUCCCUUCUUUUGAUUCUCUCUUUUGCAAUUACUUUGAUAAGUCACCUUAAACAAAUUAAUCUCUAUUUGUUAAAUCUAAUCAUUAGUUUACUACUUUUUUGAUAUUCUAGUGUCUCAGUCUGGCUGUCAGAAUUAUUUGGCUAUCUGCUUGUGCUAGGUUCUUGUAAUUUUCUUCCCUCCGCAUUCAGAAGAACAAAAGAACCUUCCUAUUAUUAGAAAAAGGAUUGUAGAUUCUGUGAUUAUACAAUUACUAGGUUGUUUGUAAGCUAUGAAGCUCUCUGAAAAGAUUGUUUGAUGUCAAUUUUUCUAACAUACUUAAACCAUAAGUUGCGGGGAUAGCUCAGUUGGGACUUGGGAGAGCGUCAGACUGAAGAUCUGAAGGUCGCGUGUUCGAUCCACGCUAACCGCAUUUUCUAUCUACCUUUUUAUUCUAAUCCGUUGUUAGGUUUAAUUAUUGUUCUAUUACUUUUUGUAUGAGAUUCCAAUGUCUGUCUAUCAGCAUUAUUUGGAUUUUGCUGGUUUUUGGAGGUUUGCUCAUUCUGUAUUCAGGAAUGUUGAAGGACCAUUGAAUUAUUUUAUUUUUUUUUGUGUUAAAGGCCUUUCCAUAUAAUAAAAUAGAUACAGUAAGUGUUGAUCCUUUGAUUCUCCUUCACGAACUUGUUUGCAAGCUACGUAGCUUUCAAAAUUAUGUCUUUUGUCAAGUAUUUAACACAUUGUAACCUCAAUAGCUCAGUUGGGAGAGCGUCAGACUGAAGAUCUGAAGGUCGCGUGUUCGAUCCACGCUCACCGCACUCUAGUUACUCUUUUUUGCUCUUCACUGAGACAAUGACUACAUAUUGAUCUUUCCGACUAAUUUACCCUUCAAUUGUUUUCCUAUUUUAAAUGCAAUCUACAAAUUUGAGAUCUGCUUACAAAGUCAAGGUUUGAUGUAGAGGAGUUAUCCUAAACAUCUCACUUUCAAGUUUACUGCAUCCAUGUGGCUGUUUACAUCUAAUGCAUUAUUUUAUAAUUCAUACUAGACUUUCAAAGUUGUGCGUAUGUAAGGAACCGAUUUUAAUAUUUGUUUAAUUUUUAUCUCAGCUUAUUUUGAGGAUCAAGGAGAAGAUAAACUAUCUUUAAUUGAGCCAAAAUUUAAAUACAAUUACUAAUGGUUGUAUUUUCAAUUUGUAAUGUUUCUCUAUUGCUUUUCGAGAUAAAAAUUAUGUCCUCUUGCCAAAUUGCUGUAUUUUGGAAAAUAAAAUAAAAAUUGACCAAGAAAAGAAAUAAAAAGAGAGGAUUAAAGAUGCUAAGCCUGAGAAUAAGUGACUCGCUGGAAUAAUGAUGGAGAUUCGGAUGAUGAGUGCAAUGUGGUGUUGGAUGAGCAUACUGCUGCUGCUGCUGUUACUAACACUCUCAAAUGGUGUAGAAGGUACUGGACGUCUGAAGAGGCCCCUUGUUGUUAAUUUUGGAGACUCGAAUUCAGAUACUGGAGGGGUGCUAGCUGGUACUGGACUUCCCAUUGGCCUGCCGAAUGGUAUUACAUUCUUCCACAGGGGCACAGGCCGAUUAGGCGAUGGUCGUCUUAUAAUUGACUUCUUCUGUGAGCACCUGAAGUUGAACUACCUGAGCCCAUACUUGGAUUCACUGUCACCAAAUUUUACCAGCGGUGUUAACUUUGCUGUCUCGGGUGCAACCCUGCUGCCAAAGUUUGUUCCUUUUGCUUUGAGUGUCCAAGUUCGUCAGUUCAUUCACUUCAAAAAUCGAUCACUUGAGCUCCUUUCACUUGGAUCCAGGGACUUGAUCGACGAAGAAGGGUUCCGCAGAGCACUUUAUACGAUUGACAUUGGACAAAAUGAUCUUCUAUUGGCCCUUUAUGCAUCAAAUAUAACAUAUGAUCCUGUUGCUCAAAAAAUCCCAUCCUUUCUUGAAGAAAUUAGGUUGGCUGUGCAGGUAAGCUCUCAACUUUACCAAUAUGGUGGGAGAAAAUUUUGGAUCCAUAACACAGGGCCCUUAGGCUGUCAACCCAAAGAACUUGCCCUGCAUCCCCACAAAAGCAGUGACCUUGAUCGCGUGGGAUGUCUUCGUGUACAUAACCGAGUUGCAAAAACCUUCAAUAAGGGGCUCCGCACACUGUCUGAGGAUCUAAGAUCGGUGUACAAGGAUGCUGUCAUUGUUUAUGUUGAUGUAUAUUCUGUCAAAUACAGUCUCUCUGCCAACCCUGAAAAAUAUGGAUUCAAAAACCCAUUUGCAGCUUGCUGUGGUCAUGGGGCUCCAUACUUCUACGACAGAAACGCAACAUGUGGGCAGCCAGGUUACAGCAUAUGCAGCAAUGUAUCACAGUCCAUAGUUUGGGAUGGAGUUCAUUAUACUGAAGCUGCUAAUUGUGUAGUAGCUGCAAGAAUACAGUCAGGAGUUUAUUCUAGCCCGAAAAGUAAGCUUGAGCAAUUCUGGAACUAACCCCUGAUUUGCACUAAUAUAGGCUAUUACUAGAGUGAGUACAUUGAAUGUUUGCUUAAUCAUUUCUUGAAGUGGGAUUGAGCAGGAAAUUUAAAGAAAAACUUUGUAGUUUGGAA
This is a messenger RNA of Chenopodium quinoa (quinoa), 3966 nucleotides long. RefSeq names its product GDSL esterase/lipase At3g62280-like. The coding region runs from base 2732 to 3850 and encodes 372 amino acids. The transcript has 5 exons. Gene Ontology annotation, molecular function: hydrolase activity, acting on ester bonds. Lineage: Eukaryota; Viridiplantae; Streptophyta; Magnoliopsida; Caryophyllales; Amaranthaceae. The record is from RefSeq and is a predicted model, not a curated record.